This is a messenger RNA of Nyctereutes procyonoides (raccoon dog), 288 nucleotides long. RefSeq names its product secretoglobin family 3A member 2 (gene SCGB3A2). NCBI's taxonomy places the organism in Eukaryota, Metazoa, Chordata, Mammalia, Carnivora, Canidae. The record is from RefSeq and is a predicted model, not a curated record.
AUGAAGUUGGUAACUGUGUUUCUGCUGGUGACCAUUAGCAUUUGCACUUACUCAGCUACUGCCUUCCUUUCCAACAGUUUGCCAGAUGCUGUCAACAAAGCCUUACCUUUAGCUGUGGACAACAUUCUCCCCUUUGUGGAUCUGUUAAAGCUUCUUCUGAAAACUCUGGGCAUUUCUGUUGAGCCUGUGGAAGGGCUAAGAAAGUGUGUAAAUGAGCUGGGACCAGAGGCCGCUGAGGUAGUGAAGAAACUACUGGUUCCUAUAGGUUGUGGGCUUAUUUGUCAAUGA